AUGAGCAAGAGGGUUGUUUUGAUUGAUAACUAUGAUUCAUUCACUUGGAAUAUAUAUGAGUAUCUUUGUCAGGAAGGUGCUGUUGUGACUGUUCAUCGCAACGACGCAAUUUCAGUGGAUGGGGUUGAAGCUUUAAAACCUGAUAUUCUAUUUAUUUCUCCUGGGCCAGGCCAUCCUUCCAAAGAUUCGGGUAUUUCUGCGGAUUGCAUUAGGUAUUUUGCAGGUAAGAUUCCGGUCUUUGGUGUCUGCAUGGGUCAGCAUUGUAUAUAUGAGGUCUUUGGAGGGGUAGUAGGUUCUGCGGGAGAAAUUGUUCAUGGCAAGACAUCCCCUAUACAUCAUGACAGCAAGGGGAUCUUUAAGGGUGUUCCUCAGGGUGUGCUUGCUACCAGGUAUCAUUCCUUAGCUGGUUUGAAGGACACUCUACCAGAUAGUUUUGAAGUCAGUGCCUGGACGGAAAAUGACAUAAUCAUGGGGAUAAGACAUAAAGAGUAUACUAUUGAAGCGGUGCAGUUUCAUCCUGAGUCUAUUCUUACGGAAGAGGGGCAUUUGAUGAUAAAGAACAUGUUAAGCACUACAGGUGGUACUUGGGCUGAUAAUUUCAAUGCACAGGAGGCAAACUUGACUGCUCAGAACUCCAUAUUGGACCAAAUUUAUCUAAAAAGACAGAAGGAUUUGGAAUUGCAGUCUGGCACACCUGGUUUGAGGUUUGCGGACUUGGAAGCAAACUUUAAGUUGGGCCUAGCCCCUCCUAUUUUGGAUUUCUACAAGAAAUUGGCUACCGCUCCAGGUAGUGUAUCGAUUUUGGCUGAAAUCAAGCGUGCUUCUCCUUCCAAGGGCGACAUUUCUAUUAAUGUAAUCGCCGCUCAACAGGCUCUAAAGUAUGCUAAUGCUGGAGCAUCUGCCAUUUCAGUGUUGACUGAACCCUAUUGGUUUAAAGGUUGUUUAGAGGAUCUCGUCAACGUUAGGAAGGUUUUCGACGUUGAGUUUUCUCCGGAGGAAAGGCCAUGCAUCUUGAGAAAGGAAUUCAUAUUUAGCAAGUAUCAAAUACUUGAAGCUAGAUUAGCGGGUGCAGAUACUGUUUUGCUCAUCGUUAAGAUGCUUACUCAAGAGAAAUUGAAGGACUUGUAUGAAUAUGCUAAAAGUCUAGACAUUGAGCCCCUAGUUGAGGUGAGCUCAAAAGAAGAGCUUGAUCGCGCCUUGGAGUUGAACGCCAGGGUCAUUGGAGUAAAUAACAGGGAUCUGAAUUCCUUUAAUGUUGAUCUGGGUGUAACCAGUUCCCUCGUUAAGUAUAUACCAGAUGGCACUUUGCUGCUUGCUCUUUCUGGUAUUAGUAGUGGGAAAGAGGCAGAAAAAUAUAAGAUUGAAGGUGUGCGAGGCUUAUUGGUAGGUGAAGCACUAAUGAAAUCAGAUGAUGUUGAUGCUUUUAUCCAGGAACUAGUUAAGUGA
This is a messenger RNA of Eremothecium cymbalariae DBVPG#7215, 1446 nucleotides long. RefSeq names its product bifunctional anthranilate synthase/indole-3-glycerol-phosphate synthase (gene TRP3). The transcript has a single exon. The coding region runs from base 1 to 1446 and encodes 481 amino acids. Gene Ontology annotation, cellular component: cytosol. The record is from RefSeq and is a predicted model, not a curated record. Gene Ontology annotation, biological process: L-tryptophan biosynthetic process. NCBI's taxonomy places the organism in Eukaryota, Fungi, Ascomycota, Saccharomycetes, Saccharomycetales, Saccharomycetaceae. Gene Ontology annotation, molecular function: indole-3-glycerol-phosphate synthase activity.